This is a messenger RNA of Moneuplotes crassus, 1221 nucleotides long. Lineage: Eukaryota; Ciliophora; Spirotrichea; Euplotida; Euplotidae. The record is from the annotation of a GenBank genome assembly.
AGUUGUGAUUCAGAUCUUUUCAUCGUAUAUCACAAAGUCUGAGUUCUAAGCCUAGCAUGUUCAUGAAAUUUCCUGCAAGGUUUAGGCAUUCAAUGACUAAUCUCUAUGAAUCAUUAGGUGUAGGGAGGAAAGCAAGCCAGAAAGAAAUUGAAGAGGCUUAUCUUUCCCUCAAGAAGGUCUUUACUGACGACACUAUGGACUCUAUGGCUCAAUCUAUGAUGGCUGAUGCUAAAAUGGCUUAUGAAUGACUUUCAAAUCCUGAAAAAUAGGGAGGAGUAUGAUGAAUACCUCUCUUCACAUCUAAAAGUGGCAGGCUACCAGAGAAGAUUUGCAAAUGAUUUCUCAGAAUCUGACACUGAAGAGGAGGAAAGGACCAAAAAGCGAGAUAAAGAUAGAGGCAAAAGAAGGUUUGAAGAGCAAGACCAAUUUUUCAAUGAGAAAUUUAUGAAUGGAUAUAACUCUCGAAGAAGGAAAGCCCAAGAGGAAGAAUUUCACCAAAGUAUUAAAAACUUCACUUCUAAGGGAGAAGACGUCAAGGUUGAGAUUACUAUUGAUUUUAAGGAAUCAGUCAGAGGGACUACCAAAGGGCUGAUGAUUGAUAAGGACGUCAAGUGCCAUACUUGUAAAGGAACAAGAGCAGCCAAAGAUACAGAAAUUUCAAUUUGAUAUAGUUGUAAAGGCAAGGGACUAAAGAAAGACCAACUCUUUGGGAGCUUAAUCAAGUGAAAUACUUGUGAGGGACAUGGGAAGAUACCUGUUAAAAGGUGUGGGACUUGCAACGGAAAAGGCUUAAUCUCUCAACAAAUCGGAGAGAAUAUAGUCAUACCUCCUCUUACUGAGCAUGGCGAUUACUUAAAAUUAGCUAAUCUUGGCCAUACUUCAGCCUAUGAAGGAGGAGAGGCUGGAGAUUUGAUUGUUAAAAUUGAUAUUUACAAUAAUGGGCAUUAUGUUAGAGAUGGCUUUGAUAUAUACUCUCUACUUCCAGUAACUGUCUCUGAUGCGCUAUUAGGGACAUAUUUGGAAGUCAAAACAAUCGAUGGAAACACAACAACAGUAGUAAUAAAAAGAGGCACAAUGCAUAAAGACCUUAUUAAACUCCCUGAGAAAGGUCUGUAUGACCAAGAAUCAGGAAAAUACGGAGAUCAUUACGCAAAGGUGUACCUCCAAAUACCAACUAAUAUCACCAAAGAAGUCAAUGAUCUCAUUAAGGGGUGAUUUUAA